Messenger RNA from Zingiber officinale, 1802 nucleotides. RefSeq lists its product as uncharacterized. The transcript is spliced from 15 exons. The coding region runs from base 192 to 1490 and encodes 432 amino acids. NCBI's taxonomy places the organism in Eukaryota, Viridiplantae, Streptophyta, Magnoliopsida, Zingiberales, Zingiberaceae. The record is from RefSeq and is a predicted model, not a curated record.
CAGUCCCCUCCCCGUCGGGUCGCUAUUUACAAACUUCCCCUCUCGAGCGCUUUUGCUUAUUCGCGACGAUCACCCACGCGAGAGCUCUCGCCCGAUCUCUGUUCUCCUCCGUCGUUGAUCCCUGAUUGGGUCGGCGGAAAGAGAUCUCGGCGUGGGGCGGUCGAUCAGCCGAUCAGGUUUCCCGGCGGGCAAUGGCCUCGUCCACUCAGGGUUUAGUGCCCAUCACCAGGGCUUACUUGGCCCACUACUACGACAAGUACCUCUUGCCUCCGCUGCCGGAGGAUGUCGCCCGGUUGACUGCAGAACUUCGAAAGCUGUCCGAUGGGCUGGCGAGCGAGUUCCCCCUUACGGAAGCUGAGGAGCUCUUGGUUCAAGAAGUGGAUAGCCAACCUGCUCAUAAGGUUGAUCAGAAUUUGUGGAAGAACAGGGAGAACCUUGAAGAAAUUUUAUUUUUACUCGAUCAAGCUCAUUGGCCAAGAAUGUUUCAAGAGAAAGCCAACCGUGAAGAUGUAGCUAUAAUUGCUACACUUGGAGAACUUGAGACGAAGCUUAGGAACACUUUGAAGAUACUAGAGGUGUUUCAGCAAAAAAAUGCUGAUCAUGUGUUUAAUAUAGUUAUGACUUACAUGCCACAAGACUUCAGAGGCACUCUUAUCAGACAACAAAAAGAGCGUUCAGAGAGGAACAGGCAAGCAGAGGUUGAUGCUUUGGUUAAUUCUGGGGGAACCAUACAUGAUCGGUACACUUUGUUGUGGCAGCAACAAAUGGAUAGAAGGAACCAAUUAGCUCAACUUGGUUCUGCAACAGGCGUAUAUAAGACACUUGUCAAGUACUUAGUUGGUGUGCCACAGGUUUUAUUGGAUUUUAUACGCCAAAUAAAUGAUGAUCAAGGGCCAAUGGAAGAACAGCGCUCUCGCUACGGGCCAUCUCUUUACAAGCUUACAACCAUGGUGCUAACUAUCAGAUUGUUUCUUCUUCUUUCGUGGGGUCAUUUUGAGGAGAAAAAAAUAGCGAAGGAUGAACUAUCCCUUUUGCAGCAAACUAUCCAUCUCUACACCUCUGAAUUUGAGAAAUUCAUCGCAUUUAUUGGUGAGGUGUUCUCAAACUCACCAUUUUUCAUUAAAGCAGAGGAUGCAGGAGCCCUCGAGUCAAGGAAUAAUGAUGAUUAUAAAGAAAUCAUCGUACCCGCAGGGAAAACACAUGAGGUAACAUUGGCAGUUGAAUCUGUAAAUUCAUACAUCGCGUGGGAUUUCUCAUUGAUUCAAGGGUCACUUAGCAUGGAUAUUGGUUUCCGCAUUGAGUAUGUAAGUCCAUCUGGUGGAACAACGUUAAUCUUACCAUACAGGAGAUAUGAAUCCGACCAAGGCAAUUUCUCCACUAUCUUGACUGGAUCAUACAAACUAAUUUGGGACAACUCAUAUUCAACAUUUUUCAAAAAGAGCUUGCGGUACAAGGUGGAUGCCAUACCCCCUGUUUCCGAUACACCAUAACACUUUCAAUCCUGAUCGAAUUCUCAUUGGGUUAGUCUAUACACCCUGGACCAUAUCAUGUAACUAUUAACAAUUCUUUUACACCAUUUGUCUUUCUUUGCAUUGAAUGAAGAUCAUAUAGCUCGAAUCACUUGCAACUAAACUGCAUGCUUCAAACUGAUACUGUACUUGUCAUGAAGAUGUAUAUCUGGUAAUCUGAAACUGUACCUUUGGUGAAGUUUGCAAGUUUCUUUGCUAUGAAUAUGGUUUUGCAAGUUGUAUAUUUUAUGUAAUUAAAUGAUGACAAUAUAGGUUUUAAGUUUCAUAGAAUAA